This is a messenger RNA of Rotaria sordida, 1017 nucleotides long. The record is from the annotation of a GenBank genome assembly. NCBI's taxonomy places the organism in Eukaryota, Metazoa, Rotifera, Eurotatoria, Philodinida, Philodinidae.
AUGAAGUUAUUAACGGAUGGAGAACUUUUCUAUCGAAUUCGUACGCAAACAUCAUUUUCUGAAAAAGAAGCAGGUCAAUUAAUGAAAAAACUUAUAUUAACUGUCAAUUUUAUGCAUAAUAAUGAUUUAUGUCAUCGAGAUUUUAAACCAGAAAAUUUACUUUUCGCAUCAUCUGAUUCCAAUGCUGAAAUAAAAAUAAUUGAUUUUGAUUUUGCUAAACAAAACGUUCGUGCUGUUAAUGUAACAAUGCGUGCAUUUCAAAAAGCCGAUCAAUUUCAAUUAUCUUCUGUCACUAAUGGAGUUCUAACACGGCGUCGUUAUAAUAAAAAAUCAACUGAUUCAUGCUUAUUCACAUCAAGUCUUAAAAUAACACGACCAGCUCAACAAAAAUUUGGACAACAAGAUUCUAAAAGUGAAUGUGAUUCCUAUGAAUGUUUCAGAAGUAAAACGGCAAAUGGUUUUCUUCGAUCAUCAAGUUUAAAACAAUUAUCAUGUGUCUUUGAUAUUGAACAAUUUACUGAAUAUUGUCCAACAACAUAUGCUGUUUGUUCAUGUUAUACAAGUCGUGUAUUAAUAAAUGAUGUACAAAUUAUACUUUAUUCAUAUCAUUAUUUUAUUGAUCCACGUGUACGAAAUUCAAUGCAAAUAUCAAUUAAUAAAUCAAUUAUUAUUAUUGAUGAAGCACAUUAUAUUGAACAUUAUGUACAAGAAAUACGUGCAAAUCAAAAAGCACUUGAAAUGGCACAAAUAAAAGUUGAUCAAUUACUUACAAAUGGAUCAGAUUUUUCAUUAAUACAAGACUCAUUAUCUUCAACACAACAACAAUCAGCACGCCGUACAAACUGUUUAAUUUUUGCAUCUGGUACACUUGCACCAUUAGCAACUUAUUUUGAUGAAUUAACAAUUUCAUUUGAUACUCAAAUGAAUCUUCUUUUAGAAUAUAAUCAUGUUAUUGAUAUACAACGUACAUUUAUAAUAACAUUAAGUCGUGGACAAAAUCCUAACAUAAAAUUUUGA